This is a messenger RNA of Pseudo-nitzschia multistriata, 1191 nucleotides long. The record is from the annotation of a GenBank genome assembly. NCBI's taxonomy places the organism in Eukaryota, Bacillariophyta, Bacillariophyceae, Bacillariales, Bacillariaceae.
UAAGCACUGAUUUGAUAUUGUCAGUAGUAAGUACCAAGUAUAGAAAUAUUUUCGGACUUGUACUUUUUUUCGUGCAGGAGGGGGAGAGGGGAAAUAAAGACGGGAAAAUGAGAAAAAAUUGACACCCGGGGAAUUGCCAAUAACUUGCCGUUAUGGGGCCCGUACUUAGUAGCUCUAAAUCCCAUACCGUACGGUAUCGCACCGUACGAUGUAAAACUACGAGUACGUACUCGUACGAGGGCAUUAUUUCGGAUCGGAAUUUAUAUCUCAAAACAAUCUGAAUUGCUUACAAACACACGAUUUUAUAGUUACGACGUGCUAAGCACUACAGAGGACACAAGCAGGUAUGAUGCAUUUAUCAUUGGCAGCGGUUACACUGACCUUCGUCUAUAGUGCUUUAUUUGGAAAUUUCUGCCAGGCCUUUGUCAUCGACACUAGAGCGAGCUGCCAAACGCAACGAGUCCGCAACUAUGGGUCCGCUUCCUCUUCGACGACGAGGCAUGUCAUUCCUCCCGAAAUAAUGGAAGAAGUCGGAACAGCUCGAGGCCAAUUUUUUCUUUGGUUUUUUGGGUCAUCAGGUGGCGGAGGCAUCGCCUUGUCCUCUUUUCCGAGGAUGUACGAACAAGUGGCCUACAUUCAAUCCCUCAAGGGGGUAGGUCCAUCCUUGGGGGGCGACACUUUAGGAAUUAGUCCACUCUGUGGAUAUCCUCAAGAUAUUGCUGUCAAAGAUGUAGAAAAGGUGGCAAACAGCAAACUUACGAUAGACCAAAUGGUGGAGAAAUUUCCACAGGAAGGCAAUUACCUUGCUUCCAAAGGUUACAUAACGUUUAGUGCCUUCGAGCAAGCCAACGAAGGUUGUAAUCCAUUGGCGAUUCGUGCCGUCUUCGACACCUUUUCCCAGUCCACCAAUAUAUCCGAUCCACGGGUUGCACAAGAGAAGCUUAAUUUGUACAAGCAAGAUCCUUUCGCAAUAAAUGGUGCCCUUUUCAAAGCCAAGGUGACGGGAUUUUCUGCCGUCUUUACGUUGUUGGUACUUUUGGGGUUGGCAGAAUCCAUUGCAUUUGGACAUGCUAAAGAUGGAUGGUUUCAUGACUGGACAUGGUCCGAUGGAAUUCUGAAUAUUCCUGAUUUUUGGAUUUGAAGGGGAUUGUCGAGCGAACCAAGUACUGAUAAUAAUAUAGUACUAGCUUG